This is a messenger RNA of Cydia pomonella (codling moth), 5155 nucleotides long. RefSeq lists its product as uncharacterized. NCBI's taxonomy places the organism in Eukaryota, Metazoa, Arthropoda, Insecta, Lepidoptera, Tortricidae. The record is from RefSeq and is a predicted model, not a curated record. The transcript has a single exon. The coding region runs from base 193 to 2070 and encodes 625 amino acids.
AAACACUGACCAUCCAGAGAAUCUCAUGUGACAGUUCGAUAUCUCGUGUUUUAUUCGUGGAUUUGAUAAUAAAACAAUAAUUUAAAAUCCUCUUAUAUGAGUGUAUUGACAAUGGUUAUUAACGAACUAACUUAAAGUUUAGAAGAGCUAAGUUGUUGACGGGCAGUGUGACAGUAAAACGUUCUUUUUGUGAUGGAUAGUGCUAGCGGUAACGUCGGUGAAAUGGGUCGGAGAACCGGAGAACUUUUAAGGCGUAUCAACCGCUUUACAGAUGGGCCCAUGACAAGGAAGAAGCUGAUAAUACUCUUCCUGGUGGUCAUUUUCCUGCUCCUCUACGUUGGUCCAACUUUGAUGAGCUGGUUCUUUAACAGUGACGAUUCGGCGUCAGGUCAGAGUUUUUGCCAGCAGCAAUUUUUAAAUCCUUUCCAAGACGCUAUCAGCGAUUACGACGCCUAUAUGAGACCUGAGAGCGAAGCAACAUUGUCCAGUGUACGACACAACUAUGUGCCUUAUGUCGGUAAUGGCCUAUUAGGCCUAGCUUUAGACCAUGAUAGUUAUAUAAAUAUCAAACAUGGGCGGACACUAUCGCUCCCCGUGAAAUAUCAUCCUCUAUACAUCAUAGAGGAUCCAGACAUGAAGGAAUUUACUGUUGCAGAGUAUAAAAAAGGUAUCAUAAACAGAUUUCAAUGUAGUAAUAGCGGCUUACAGGUUACUUAUCAGUAUUAUGCACACAGAACGAUACCAUCACUGUUUGUGCAAGAAAUUUGGGUCAACAAUCCAUCAAAUAAACCUAGAAAUGUAAAAAUUUCAACACCCAGGGUGUCAGACUGGCCCACAGCUGUCAAACAAACUGUAAAACUUCACCAAGGUGUGGACACAAAAGAGUAUGAGGUAGUCACUGGAAUGCUUGAAAUACCAGACAGCGAUAAAGUUAUAGCUGUUGCUAUUGUGUGCAGAAAACUUGGAAAUACAUUACAAAUUGAUGCACGAGACGGUUUGGAUUUACUUAUUUUAACUACCGUCCAAUAUAGUCAGCCUAUAAAAAAGUCUGAAUAUGCGAAACAUAAGGAUAUAGUUGAAACUAAAGCUAUUUCAGAAAUGGAGAAGGUCAUUUCUUUAACUGGAGAUAGAGCUGCUGCUAAGAAACUAAAAGAAAACCAUGCCAGAGUCUGGCAGGGGCUGUGGUAUACAGGUUUCUACAUUUCAGAUUCAAAAGUCCAAGGCAUAAUAAAUGGAGACCGCAUUAAUGCUACUAUUUACUCCAUUCUGUCCCAAGUGCAGAGUUAUGAACAUGAGGAACAUAUUAAGCCAAAGGAAAAAGCAGAAAUUUUGCGUACACUUACUUAUUCAGAGGGCUGCUAUGGAGGACAUUCAACUUUAGAUGCAUUUAAUUUAUGGAAACCUUUAAAUAACCUAGAAAACUUGAAUAAUGUUGCUAGUGUUUGGCUGUUGACGUUAGAAAAACAUGGCUGCCACAAACUCCUCAAAGCUGGGGCUAGUGGAGUCAACCAAGCAAUGAUACUAAGCUUUGGUAGCUUACGAUUCAGUAACCAACAUCUUGAAUACAAUAUCCAUCCGUCUAAGCUACACCGAGACUUUUUAUUCCGCAGAGUCAACUACGGAAACAUGACACAUGUUAACAUAAGUGUAAUAGUACAGGAAGACAACAAAGCAGCAAUAUUUGUAGCCUUAGAUCGCUCUGACAGGACAUAUUAUGCCUGUGAUGCUGGCUGUCUCGACUCUCCAGUGCAACUUGGUCCGUACAGAAAAUACUUCCCAGUGAAAUUAACUGAUCCGUUAACAGCUAUAUUGUAUAUAACAGCAGACCAGCAGCAUAUGGAAGAACUAAGGCAUGCCAUACAUGUUGUUGAAGUAGCGGAAGCCCCAGCACAUGAAAAUCAUGUAAUCGCCAUGCACAAACAUGGUCACAGUUUGGGCGGAUUAAAUCCUCUAUUCUGGAUAUCUAUUAUAGCUCUAAUCGUCGUCUUCCACUUGUUCUUAUGCCGGAUAAUCAUGAAUGAGUUCUGCGGCAGUGGCGUAGCUUACAAACGCCUGUAUAAUAAGCCUUGAAGUUGCCUUAUAAAGUGCUUAGCUUGACUGAUUGAUCCUAGAUAUAGGAGAAACUGCACACAGACACAAAACAAAUGACUAUCUGAUCUUUAUGAGUUUCUGGAAAAUGUGCAGUGGUUUAAAUAAUUUAUAGUAACCAAGUGUGACAUCACAACACAAGUACGCGUUCGAACCUUUCCAAUAUCGCAUGCGAUUUCUGAUACAUUGCGGCUUUUAAUUGAUCCACGGAUUUCAUUGUGUUUUAGUGGUUUAAGUAGCUGGCAAUGUAUUUCACAUCGCAUGCAAUUAUCAAUGUGAUUUGUGGUUUGUAGAGAUCCUAAGAAUUCUAAUUAUAAAAAAAAUUGUUGAAUGUUAUGAAUAAAAUCUUUUCUGUCGCUUUUUGCGUCACAAUAUUCUAUUGCUUGAAAAUAUCAAGGUAUUUUAUUGUAUUACACUGUAAUAGAGUCUGUUCGGAAAGAUUCGUGGAAUGUAUUGGGCUCCAUACAUUCCACGACUUUUCUCUUUCCGCACAGACUCUAUACCUACUGCCACACUAAGCAUAAGUGCAAUAACUCAUUUUGAAAUAUCAUUUGUUUACCUUGUUCUCGCACUGUAUAUACACCGUGGGCCAAUUAAACCCGACAGAUUUUAACCACGCAUUCCUCAGGUCAUAAGGAGCAAAAAAUGUUAUAUGAGUUUUGGCCAAAUUAAAAAUAAAAAUAUCCUUUUGCGUUUUCUGCACACGUCAUGUUAUUUAUUGUUACACCUUGGUGAAAAAAAAUCAUUACAACGAAUAAGUAAAGUUUUUUUUUAUUUACAGACGAAAAUUGCGAGUUUACUUUAAAACUAUCUGUCAGUAGGUAUGUCUAAACCAAGUCACAUAGUGGCAGCGUCACAGCUAAAAAGGCGUUUUUGACUAAGUUAUAAAAGAAACAAAUUUUCACAGAAAUUGUCGUUAUCUCUAAAACAAGACCGAUUUCAGAAAACAUUGUAUGACAUUUUAGUCUCUAAACGCGGUCAAGAAUACACCUUUGAAAUCUGUCGGGCCCACGGUGUAUAGUAAUUUAUGUGACUGCUACAUAAUAAAAAUCAUUAAAACACGAGUGUGGGUUUAGGAAAAGAGCUGAAAGCGAGUUUAUCUUUAUACUGGCGGAAAUUUGCGGUAUUUUAACGCAUCAUAGAGGAUUUAUGAUAUGUGUGUAGAUAAAAUAUGUUAUACAAUUGAAAGACGAGAGAUUUCAAAAUUAGUAAUUGUACUUACGCCUUAGUGCGGCAGUAUAAUUUGUCAUAUUGUAAAACGAUGUAAAAUGUAAAAGCAUGUUUACAAUUAAAAAAAAGUCCUAUACUUGGGCUGGCACUCAAAACAUAUUGUUAUAGAUAUACAUACUUAUGAUUGACUAGGUGCCUGUUGAUGUACAAUCCCCCUCAGAUCUCACAAAGCGGUUAAGGUGGUCAAAAAUAUCUAAUAUACACUAAUAGAUAGAUGUGUGAGUGCCUUGGCUGCUCCGUUAUCCCUGAUUACAAGCGAAAUCUGUAAUCAUUUUAUGCAUUUGAUUGGUUGGUACAACACAAACACAAAAAAUAUCACAAACACUUUCAGCGCAGCAGCUGCUCUCGUAGUCGAUAAAACGGGAAAAAAUUUAUGUAGCGAAAAGAGCCUACUAACAGAGAACUGACCUAGCCCUGCCAGUGAUUAUGAAAAACAUUAAAAAUAAUCUAUGUGUACCCCGUAAUAUCUGUACACUCUAUUGCUUGUUCAGAUAUCUUUUUAGCACCGGGGCCGUUUCGAUAUAUCUGAUGGCGACUGUACCUUUUUCUUACAUUGCCAUGGUUACAAUACAAUCUCCUGGGUCAUUAUUUAACCUUGUGAACGCCAGACGGCGAAGGAACAUGCCGUGCCCCGGAGGCAGGCGAUCACGAUUAUUUAAGCCAAAUUGAACUUUACGGAGUCCCGCGUUAGUCCCUAUUGCAUUGGCGAAACUGUCCGCUGUAGCCGUCGUUGGCGUCCUUGGCAAGUCUUUCAGAUGUCGGCCAUAGCCGACGGUGGCGGUCAAAAGGUUGAAACCCCUGGUUUUAGGGUAUUCAAAGAAAAUUUGUAUGAGGGCUGUUAUGGAGAUCUUUUAAGAACUAAAGAACUUAUUUAAAAAAGUUGAUGUUACACUCCUAAAUGUUUAAAAUAUGUAAUUUUAAACAAGUUGCCUUGCAUAGUCAGCCCUUGUAUUAUUCGAAUAGUUCAUAUAUAAUUAAGUGUCAAUAAUUUAUUAAUAUUGAAGAAUGCUUAUUUAGUUGAUUGUAUUAUGUUAUUGCUUGAUCUCUUAUCAUGCUAUUUGAAUAUAAAUGUUAUCAGCACGAAAUAUAUUGGACUUUAUGACCGCAACACACUUAGCUAUAUUUGCGGAUUUUGGGUCAUCCACAUAUUACGUCCUAGCAUCAGGAGAGGGAUCAUGACAAACGUGACAGUACAUGUUAGAAAUAGGAAAAAGCGUGAAAAUGGAGGAUGGGGGUGAGGUCCAAAGUCUCGAAAUUUUGUGUGACGUAAUUAAUGGAUGACGCCUUUCGGCAAAUAGAGCCAAGUGCGUCGGACUAACGAGAAUUUGAAAUAGAGGUGGAUUGUCGAAGAAAAUUUUAUAGCCACACUAAACUUACUGCCAUCUUUCGAGACAUGAUUAAAACUUUUAGAACGCCAUUUGAUUUUGACCCUUAUUCUUUUGCUGAUAUGUGUUAAUUUGUUAAAUAUCAAAGUGGCGUAAAAGUUUUAAUCGUGUUUCGAAAGAUUGCAGUAAAUUUCGUCGUUACUAGUCACGCCCAUUUGUUUAUGACAUAAAGCGUUCAAAGGGUUAAAAAAUUAGGUAAAGGGUUCAAUACUGAGAUUCGAUUCUGUUAAACAUUAACAUUUAAAACAAUUCCCUAAUGUUAUAUGACCGAGUGUUCAAAAUUAAACAGAUCUGUUUUCUAAAGUUUAAGAAGAAAACUGUUAUGCACGAUUAACCAACACUUAAUUUAUAGUUACGAUGUAUUUCGUGCUGACUGUACUUAGGGACUGUCGCAAUACUUUUUCGAUAGUGAAGCUGUAAACGAGAUUAUGAAUAGAAAUGUUUUUGUUAUA